GGUAUGUUCACGGUAAGAGAAUCGGGACGUGAAUAACGACGCCAGAGUUUCGUCUCUGUAAAAGUACUCUGUGGUGAUUAUAUGAACGUUCGAAUAAGUGGUGUAUGCACAUGAAAAAUCCGACAUGGGUAGCACAGAGGUAACGUCUAUUGUAAAAAAGUCGGGCGAAAGUAACGGUAUUGUCAGUGACACGUACGGGCCAAAUUUGAAGAUUCUUCCGACCAACAAUCAAGUGAAGGAGUUGCAGACUAUAUUGCGAGACAAAAAUACCACGAGGAGCGACUUCAAGUUCUACGCCGAUCGACUAAUAAGGCUAGUUAUAGAAGAAAGUUUGAAUCAAUUACCUUUUUCAAAAUGUGUGGUGACUACACCAACUGGUGCCAAGUACAAUGGUUUAAAAUAUCAGAAAGGAAAUUGCGGGGUAUCAAUAGUGAGAAGUGGAGAGGCCAUGGAGCAGGGCUUAAGGGAUUGUUGCAGAAGUAUAAGAAUUGGGAAGAUAUUAGUUGAAAGUGAUGCAGAUACACAUGAAGCCAGGGUAGUCUAUGCGAAAUUUCCAGAUGACAUAUGCGAGCGAAAAGUGUUAUUAAUGUAUCCUAUAAUGAGUACUGGAAAUACUGUGAUAAAAGCCAUAGCUGUGCUAAAGGAACAUAAUGUGCUAGAAGAAAAUAUUAUUUUAUCAAAUUUGUUUUGUACGCCGAUUGCAGCCAAAUCUCUAGUUACUGCCUUUCCUCAGAUGAAGAUUUUAACAUCGGAGAUUCUUAGUAUAGCACCAAAUCAUUUUGGACAAAAAUACUUUGGCUGUUCUCGUUUCAUCGUAGGAGAGACUGCAAUCACACAAGGGAAAGAUAUUUGAAGAAUGUGUUGCACACAUUGCAUAAAUGUUCAAACUUUGUUUUAUUUGUAUGAACGAACAAAUUCUAACUGAAAAUAAGUGCACUAAAAAGUGGCUAAAACCAAUACGUAUUUUGAAGAAUGUUCGUAAUAUACGUUUGAAGUCGUUCUUUUAAUUUAAAUUCCUUGACGUGGUAAUAAUUCUAAACAUAUUCAUAAAUGUAGAUGUUUUAUUUUUAUAUUUAUUAACAUUAAUGCUAGUCCUUUAAUAUAGAUCGAUAUACGAGUAUUAGAUAUUUAUUUUAAAAAAGUAAAAUACAAGUAUAACGCAUGUCAACAGUUUAUAUAUACAAUGUUAACUAGAUCUUUGUGUACAAAAUUUAGGUAUAAAACUACGAAAAAUAUUUAUUGAAUAUUAAAAUGAAGAAGUACAACAUCUUAUAUACAUAUAAAUCUACACAAAAAAAUAGACAUGCGAAUUAUAGUCCAUUAAGAAUUAUUGUAUUCAUAAUAUAUUACUUACCAUAUUGUAAGACAACUAUCCUUGAAAUGAAAGUUUGUCGAUCUUCGUAUAUGCAUAAUCUCGUUGUUUAAUAAAUCACAUUAUAUUCUAUAUAAAA
Hylaeus anthracinus is the source of this 1451-nucleotide messenger RNA. It is a transcript of the gene kri, whose product is annotated as uracil phosphoribosyltransferase homolog. The transcript has 7 exons. Bases 125 to 853 code for a protein of 242 amino acids. Lineage: Eukaryota; Metazoa; Arthropoda; Insecta; Hymenoptera; Colletidae. The record is from RefSeq and is a predicted model, not a curated record.